This is a messenger RNA of Euleptes europaea (tarantolino), 807 nucleotides long. RefSeq names its product multivesicular body subunit 12A (gene MVB12A). Bases 1 to 807 code for a protein of 268 amino acids. NCBI's taxonomy places the organism in Eukaryota, Metazoa, Chordata, Lepidosauria, Squamata, Sphaerodactylidae. Gene Ontology annotation, biological process: regulation of epidermal growth factor receptor signaling pathway; virus maturation; receptor catabolic process. The transcript has 9 exons. The record is from RefSeq and is a predicted model, not a curated record. Gene Ontology annotation, cellular component: cytosol; ESCRT I complex.
AUGAGCCACACUCCGCUCACCGGGCUGGGCUGGACCUCCGCCGCCAACGUGGCACCCGCCGGCUGGACUGCGAUCACAACCACCGUGGAGGGAGCAUAUGCAAACUUUGGAAAGGGAUUUGCACAGAAGUCUGGUUACUACCUAUGCUUUACUUCAGCUAUAAACAGUGAGAACCCCACAGGAGAUGUAAUAUCUGACGUGGUGAUCCUGAGUGACAAAUCUCCGCUGCCUUCUGGAUAUAUUUAUGUUAAAGAAUUUUUAGAUCCAAAAAGUUCCAUCUCUAAGAAGAAAAGGCUAUGUGUGAAGCUGAUCCCAUUGGGAGCCGCAGAGCUAGCUGUGUUAGAGAUCCUGGUGAGCAGCAAGAGCAAAGUGCUCCCGAACUACAUGCGAAUAGGGGAAAUGAGCGGCUUUGCUCUGUGGUGUAAAAAGGAUCACGUCCACAAGCCCAAACCCCUCCCCAAGCCACGGAAGAUCAACCUAGAGAUGAAGCAACUUUCACUAGAGCCAGAUAAUAAAGAUACCCCACCAGAAAAGCCUCCACCUCCCUUUGGCCCCAAAAGACAAGCUACCCUUAAGCGCCAUGAGUCCAUAUACGAGAGUUCAAAUGUCUAUGCCAUUUCAGCCAUGGACGGGGUACCCUUUGCUCUGCACCCCAAAUUUGAGAACAGCAUCAGUAGUAGCACUAAUGCCUCUUCAUUCUUUAAAGACGUGCACAUUAAAUCUCUCACUGACAUUGAGAAAGAGUACAACUACGGUUUUGUAGUGGAAAGAACAGCAGCUGCCAGACUCCCUCCUACCAUCUCGUAG